Candidozyma haemuli is the source of this 3522-nucleotide messenger RNA. It is a transcript of the gene BNI4, whose product is annotated as Bni4p. Gene Ontology annotation, molecular function: actin binding. Bases 1 to 3522 code for a protein of 1173 amino acids. Gene Ontology annotation, biological process: actin cytoskeleton organization. NCBI's taxonomy places the organism in Eukaryota, Fungi, Ascomycota, Pichiomycetes, Serinales, Metschnikowiaceae. The record is from RefSeq and is a predicted model, not a curated record. The transcript has a single exon.
AUGUCAGAGGAGGCUCUCUGGAACAACUCCUUCUACUCGUCACUGGCUCAUAUUUCCCAGUCCAGUCUGGCCAACCAUAUCUCGACACUACGCAAGUCUGUGGCGAUUCCUCAUCUGACGUCGUCAAACUCCAUUGCUGCUGGAACUCUCGAUGCUGCUACGGAGAGAGACGUGUUGAACCAGCGUACCUCGUUUAUGAGCGCUUCACCCUCGAUGAAAGCCUUGGAGAGUAUCAUGAACGAAAAGCCAGGCGCUAGUCGUCCAGAAGCUAUUGUCGAAGAGGAAGAACCCUCGCCCCAGCCCCAGGUGGCUUCUGUUUUUGAUAAACCGGCGUUUUCCAAUACAAACUAUACAUAUAACCAGGGGCUGCGUGUUCUGCUCCAUAGACCGCCUCCAGAUGCUUCCACGACGACGUUCCAUACUGCUGCUUCGUCUGAAUCCGUCGCUAGGUCAUCAAACAAUGCAUCGCCUGAACGUCCAGGCCACCGUCACCUGUCUUCAAUCAGUACCAUUGGCGAAUCUGGUUAUUCCAUGGGAACGCCUAAGUUAGACCCUCCAGCGUCGUUUUACACGGUGAAAAGACCCACCAAGGACUUCUCUCCUCAGCUUUUGACAGUUCAGGGCCCCAGAAAGAACCUGGAGUCGGAUCAGGACACUACAGCUGUUGAAGAUACUCCAGUGGACUACUCCAGCUACCCAGCACAGUCUGCCUCGGUGACAACGCUAAAAGAGACUAAAGCAUUGCCCCAACCUCCUCAGGAGCUGCCUUCCGCGUCCCCUCGUCCAGUCAAAUCGCUUAUACCUCAAGCUGAGGUUCUUCAACCACCAUUCCAGCUUGAAAGAUCGGCAGAACCUAACCAGGCUCCCGCCUCAUCGGUUCGUGAUUCCACAACUUCCAAACCAUCCAGAAAGUCUGGAACCACCGAAACUGGUCUGCCCUCCCGGCCCUCUCCGAUGAAGCUGGCGAGCUCCUCCACCGUCCCAAAGUGGCUGUCGUCCGCAUUCGGCACUCCGAGAUCCAACUUCUCCCCUCAUCGUCACCACCAGCUGACGGACCUCCAACGUCCCCAGCCUUCUCCUGGCACUCAUAAACGAAGCAGCACAAUGGGCGACAUUCUGGCUGCCGCCAGACCCAAGUCGUCUGAACCGCUCCAGAAGAAAGCGGCUACCGAUUCCUCCGACCCGGGCGCUGGCGCCUCCAAGAGGUUCAGCUUCCGUGGGCUUUUCAAGAUCAAGUCGAAGAACCAUUCUUUGAAUAAGCAGAAGGAGGAAAUGUCUCCAAGCAGACCUGCCAAGCUCAAGUCCAAGUCAUACUCAACUCCAUCGUUUUCCACCUUCAAGAAAGAGAAUAAACAAGAGAAGAAAGACAAACCAGAGAAGAAAGAGCAGAAGAACUUGUUUGGAGGGUUUAAGCGGAAGAAGAGUGAAGCUAACAUUGCAGCUAUUCCUGAAGAGGAGCCUAAACCAGUUCAGCCGCCAGCUCAAGUUAAGUCAAAGACGCCACAAACUCCAACUACGCCUGGUUCCAUGGGCGAAGUUGAUACGCCUGCUACAAACACUUUGGAACCUACGAAGGAGGCUAAUACGAUCCGUGAAGUGGAAGAUUCUGACUACAACUUUGAGUAUACCAAGAAUGGUGCUGAGGAUGAUACUAAAGACGAUAUAAUGGUUGAUCCUCCUCAGAGACAUGCCAACGAGAACUUCGGUGAAGAAUUGGCUUUGGAACCAACGCCUGAUUUGAAGCUUCCUGAUUUCAAGCUUGAUGAAAACUCGUUUGGUUCGCCUUUGCUCAAGUACAAGUUCAACGAAACGCCAAGAUCUAAGCCACCACAGUCCAACAGGUCCAGUAUGAAUCCACCAAAGAGUGAACAGUUACUAGGCGAAGCUCUUUUCCCUAAACUGUUGAAUCCUCAUGAGAUUGAAAGCAUUGUGUCGCUUGAAAGGUCACGGUCUAUGCGCUCCAUCAGAUCUAACGGUAAGAGAAGCUCCUACAUUAACUACAACGGCUCAGAUGAAAACGUUAUAGUUUAUAGUGGUGAGGCCGGUCAGAGCAGUCCUAACACCAUGAGAAGAUCAGGCAGCAUUUUGAAGAACUCUCUGUCGAUGACCAGCAUGAAUGGCGUUGUCCAUCUGAUCGACCAGGCAGUAGCUGACGAUUACUUGCCUAGCCCCAUCGAAGCCCACGAAACCGAAGAACUUGAAGAAAACCCAGGUUUGGGUCUUCUUCCCUCGCUUGACUUUUCUCAGGACUUCUCCCAGGGCAGCUUGAACCAGGACAGUGAAAACCUACAUGAUUUCAUUGAAUUCUCCGACUUUAUCGACGUUGACAACCUCGAAUUUCCUGCUUCCCCUGCCCAGCCUUACCCAUCGUUGCCGUCUUUGGGCGACCUGGGCGAGUUUAAUUUUAGCCCUGAAUACGAAGCUCAGUCUGCGGCUCCAUAUCUGGACCCAAUCGAACCAGUUAGAGUUGCGCCACAAGAACCGGCAAGAUCGAGUCCCCUUACCGAAGUCGUGCCGCCCAUUCCGGAAAAGCCUACAGUGGAAGAAUCUAAGCCGUUCGAUGAGCAGCCCCAGCAGGUGGACAGUGCAUCUGAUCAUGAAGAGACCCUUGAGGAACCCCACAUCAACACGAACAAUGAAAACGGGACUAAACCAGACGACACGCAAGAAAGUGAGCCCAGUUUGAUGAUUGUGGAGAAUCCUAAUGCUAAUGUUGAGAAUGGUCUGGCGGAAUCUUCAGCGCCCGAGGUGACGCCUACUUUAGGCACCCAAGAUGACGCGCUUCGUAAGCUGCCUAUUUUAGGAACAGCCUACAACUUGGCCAUGAACGAAGCAGUGGCUCGGGAACUGCCAAGCAAUGUUGCAAGACCAAUUUCCAUGUCUUUCAAGGGCUUCAAUGGCCCCGCGAUAAGCAAGCAAACAAUAGCCAAGACCGGAUCUCACCAGCUGCUAAAUUUGUACGAUUCCUCGAACGACUCUUCGGCUGUCGGCCAGGGCUUUGGACUGUCGGACGACGAAUCAGACGACGACAACGAAGAUAUAUACCUGUCGGAAGACGAGCUGGAGAACGACAUCGGCAACGGUUUCACAGUGAAGAAACCAGCGCAGGCGCCAGGCCUCAAAACUACAGGGAACGCUGCCAACAGAGGAGUUCCGUCUCCAUCACCGAAAUUGAUGGGGCUCCAACCGCCAACGGGUCCAUUCUACCAUGACCGGAUCCCAUCUCUUUCAGACCAAAGUGCUGCCUCGAGCCCGAGGUCUUUGACGUCGUUCAUCUCGAGAAUCAGAAAGUCUCCUAUGGCAUCGCCCAAGGUCCCUUUCAAGACUGGAGGAGUACGUUUCUCGUCCAGAAUCAUCUUGUACGACACUUACAACGGCGAAGAGUAUGAUAGACAUCCCGACAUCGCCACAUGUAACCAAUUGACGCCAUUGUUGGCGCAACAGAUCCGGGAAGAGCUCAACGAGGUCAAGAGCGAGAUGGAGGUCCAUCAAGACUCCGUGUGCUACACGCAUUUCUUUUAA